Aspergillus sclerotioniger CBS 115572 is the source of this 1422-nucleotide messenger RNA. Its product is annotated as putative 3-beta hydroxysteroid dehydrogenase/isomerase family protein. The transcript has 3 exons. The coding region runs from base 1 to 1422 and encodes 473 amino acids. The record is from RefSeq and is a predicted model, not a curated record. Gene Ontology annotation, molecular function: 3-beta-hydroxy-Delta5-steroid dehydrogenase (NAD+) activity. NCBI's taxonomy places the organism in Eukaryota, Fungi, Ascomycota, Eurotiomycetes, Eurotiales, Aspergillaceae. Gene Ontology annotation, biological process: steroid biosynthetic process.
AUGUUUCCAGAAAUUGCAGCGGUCUCCGGACUGGUCCUCCUCUACCUCUACCAUGUUAAUCGUGGUAUGAAUCAUAUGCCGGAUGACAUCCUCCGCUUGACGCCUCAUCGGUGGACAACCGAGGAAAUCCAAGCCGCGUAUGAGGAAGCCAUCCGCAACCCAGUCGACGUGCGGAAAAGUCUUCCUCCGACGCAGAAUCGGCGGUAUAUCGUGGUUGGCGGGUCAGGUCUCGUGGGAAGUUGGAUGGCGAGACAUCUGCUCAUGCGCGGCGAAGACCCCUCAGCUAUCCGUAUCCUGGACCUUGCAGUCCCUCCUCGCGAUCUCCUCAAUCAGGGCAUUGCUUUCGUCAAGACAGACAUUACCGACGAGAAGGCUGCGAUUGAUGCCUUUGCACAACCCUGGCCUGAAUCCGUGGCCGAUCAACCCUUGACCGUUUUCCACAACGCCGCUGUAAUCAGGCCCGGCGAGCGCCACAAGGCUUUCCUUCCCCGCUGCCGCAAUGUCAAUGUCAACGGCACCGUGAACGUGCUGAAUGCUGCAAAGAAAGCCGGAGCAAGCUGUUUCGUCUCGACAUCCUCCGGCUCCAUCUGUAUCCACCGUCCCUCCUUCUGGAUUGCUCCGUGGCACAAGACCCCCAAGAACUUCGUCCAGGUCAUCAACGACUCCCACCCCGUCCCCCAAACCCACGACCAAUUCUUCAGCAAUUACGCCGCCUCCAAAGCCGAAGCCGAGCGCAUUGUUCGCGCAGCCGAUGACCCCAGCAACAACUUCCGCACGGGAUGCAUCCGCCCCGCCAACGGCAUCUAUGGCAUCGGUGACACGGACGGUUCCCUCACAGGAUCCUAUCUACGCAACGGCGGCAGCCCAAGCUGGCUCUCCAACAUCGUACACAACUUCGUCAGCGCCGAAAACGUCUCCAUCGCCCACCUCGCCUACGAACACUGUCUCAUCAACAACCACACCAACAACCUGCCCAACAUCGGCGGCCAAGCCUUCCUAAUCACCGACCCCAACCCACCCCCCACCUACCGCGACAUCUACCUCCUCAUGCACACGCUUUCCAAAACCCCCGCCAAUUUCCCCCCUAUCCCCGCCGUCCCGUUCCUCCUUCUUUCAUAUCUUUCUGAAUGGUAUGCGUUGCUGCAGUGUUGGUAUGCUUCGUGGCUGCCUCGUCUCUCGGAAACUAUGGAGAAGUUGCAGCCGGGUUUGUUUGGGAUUAUCUGUGUGCACUUUGUGGUGGAUGAUGGGCGGGCUCGCAUGGCGCCGGCACAGGGCGGGUUGGGCUAUGUGUCCCCGAUUACGACGUUGUAUGGGAUGUGUAAGGAUUUGGAGGCUUGGAAUGAGAAAGUUGGUGGUAAGGGGGUGGGUGGGAUUGGGGAGGGAGGGGAAGGGGGUGUUGUUGUGCAGAAGGAGAAGAUGUGA